AUGUCAGGCUGUUUCACUACAUCGACCAGAACAAAAAGCAGGCUCUGUGCAGGACCGACGCUGGUCGUUCAGCUGUUCGCCGCCGGCGCCGUGGUCACGAGGCAGGGGGGCCAGCACGGGGACUGCAUGUUCAUCGUGAAGUCCGGCAGCGUCGACGUGCUGAUAGACGGCAAGAGCAUGGUCACGCUGAGGGAGGGCAGCCUGUUCGGCGAGAGGGCCCUGCUGUUCGGCCACCCCCGCAGGACUGCCACGAUCGUUGCCAAGACGGACCUCGCGGUGGUGGUGGUUCGGCGCCGGUCGCUGCAGCAGGUCAUGGGCGAGGAUUUUCACGACGUGAUGUACCGCAACAUGAUCAGCUCUUUGGUGCGGACCCUUAUGUCGAAGGGGCGGCUUCCCUUCCCGAGCACGGUCGACCCAGAGAGCCUCGCCGAGGCCUUCGCGAUCCGGGAGUUCCCCGCCCAGGCGGAGGUCGUCCGACGACGACGGGGCGGAGCCCGGACUGCGCUUCGGGGUGGUGCUGAGCGGGGAGGUGCUGGUCCGCAGGACGGACGCCAGCGAGGAGCGGGUCCUGCAGCCGGAGGAGUGCUUCGGCGAGGAGAGCUGCUGUGGGACACCAACAAGCCCUUCAGGUACUACCUCAAGAACACGUCGACCUACUACUGCAACUUGGGGUUCCUAGGAUGCCAUCGAGUCGCUGAAGGCCGGCUUCAGCGACACGCACAAGAUGAACCAGAAGCAGAAGAUAUCCCUGCUCCGCAAGGUGUUCUUGUUCCGGCACAUCUCGGGCCACCACGGUCGUCUUCUGGCCGCCAACGUGCGGGUCAUCAGCAAGAAGAAGGGCGUGGACG
Messenger RNA from Prorocentrum cordatum, 848 nucleotides. NCBI's taxonomy places the organism in Eukaryota, Dinophyceae, Prorocentrales, Prorocentraceae. The record is from the annotation of a GenBank genome assembly.